Molecule: messenger RNA, 1962 nt
Organism: Scaptodrosophila lebanonensis
Lineage: Eukaryota; Metazoa; Arthropoda; Insecta; Diptera; Drosophilidae
Gene: jigr1
Product: probable serine/threonine-protein kinase fhkB
Exons: 6
Coding region: 564-1814 (416 amino acids)
Biological process (GO): regulation of transcription by RNA polymerase II
Cellular component (GO): nucleus; transcription regulator complex
Source: RefSeq, a predicted model, not a curated record
AGUGGCGUUAUUUGCUAACUAAACAGCCGUUACAUUUAUGUCCAAGCAGAACAAAGUGUGAAAAAUGCAAAAAGUGUUAACAGUGUGAAGACAAAAUAUUUGACUGCUUGCAAAAUUGUAAACGCGCAAAAAAUAAUUAAAUUAAAACUGUUAUUGCGAACACGCCGUUUUGGCUCUCUGUCAGCGCUCUCACAUGGCGGGUGCUUCCUUGUUUAUUAUUUUUUUUUUGCGCUUGAUCUUGAACUCAAAGCAAACAAAAACAACGCGAAAUCCCCAGCGCGGCUAACGGCUCAGCAAGUGCAAGCAAAGAUAGAAGAGAUGGAAGAAAACCCAGAGGAUGGAUGCCGGAGACUCAGCCAGCCAUUGCAUUGCUUUUGAUUGCUUUUGUAUCAUCUUUGAGAAUCUUUGGCGAUGCAGCGCCCACUCGUUACUAAAAAAAAUUUCGUCGCAAAAAUGGUUUUUAUUUUUGGUGAUGAAGUUGCGGCGGUUACACCAGCAACAGCAACAACGUCAAGCUCUGCAUGCUGCUCAAAAGAUUUGUACUGAAAUGCAUUUAAGAUAAGAUGUCAGACAAGAAAUAUAAGUUCUGCCGCAUAACGCAGUCUUUACAAGUUAACUCGAGGCCUAGAGGCAGACCUCGCAAGUACAAAAUGGAACAUCAGCUCCAGCAUUCACAUCCGCAGCUGCUGCAGCCCCUCCAACAACAACCGCAGCAGCAGCAACAGCACCAACAACAACAAGCACAGCAACACUUUCAACAUCACUACCAGCCUUUGCCGCCCCAGCCAAAAGGACGCGGCCGACCACGUGCGACAUACGCGCAAACCGGUGAAUUCGAUUUGGGACUGAUACGUGAAUAUCGCUCCCGACCCGUGCUCUACGAUCGUUCCUCGAAGCGUUACAAGGAUAAGCUGUUUGUGGCCCAGCAAUGGCAGCUCAUCUCACACAAAUUGGGAUACGAUGUGUCCUUGCUGCGCGAUCGCAUGUUGCAGUUGCGCAACCGCUUCAACAUUGAGAAGCGACGCCUCGACAUGCUGCGUUCCGAAAAUCCCAUGUCCUAUGUGGCCUCCCAAUGGCCGCUGUACGAGAGUCUCAACUUCUUAGCGGACCAUAUACGCACACGUCGCUCCUUCAAGUCCCUCCGGCAUUCUGUCGAUGGAGGGCAGGACGAGGAUGAGAAUUACGAGCUGGAUGAUAUGCGCAGCGAAAGCGAAGGACACGGACCACACAUCAAGCUGGAGCGACACGAUGACGAUGAAAACGAACAGCGUCUCGAUGAGGAGGAGUACGAUGAUGAUUGCGAGCAACAGCUGCCCGUCACCACAGUGCUAAGCAUACCCCAUUCGGAACCGUCCAUGCACAGCUACAACAACAAAAUGCAUUUGAAUGGCACAAAUGGUAGGAGCGCGCCCAGCUCCUCCAGUUCGGCGGCCACUCUCAUCAAUCCCAGCAUGCAUCCGCAUUCCCAUCAUCGUGCCAUGCCUAUGAUUCUGUCUGCUGCACCCAAACUGGAGCAGCCGCCACCACCGAAGCGUCGCUGUGACGACGCCAGAGUGGUUGUCAACCAAAAAUUUCAGGCUUUCGGCGAUUUUGUCAGCCAUUCCCUUAACGAUUUGCCACAAAACGUAGCCCUCCUUUUGGUUGAGAAGUUCACCAGCGAAUUGGUUCAGGCAACACUGCGAGCCAAUGCCGAGCCCCAGACCGAGCAACAACAACAACAACAGCAGCAGCAGCAACAACAACAACAACAAAAACCAAAGCAGCAACAACCAAGCACAGAUGAUGAAGAAGAAGAAGAGGAGGAGGAGGACUAAGAUUUACUGCAGCUCUUAUCAACCCCCACCACCCCCCUGUAGGUUUGCAAUUCACCACGAACAAGAUAUUUAGCCAGUUUUUAGAUAUAAGCUAAUUUGUAAGUGCUGCAUGUAGUGUAUAAAUAAAGUGUCGCAAAAAACAACAAAA